CGCGGGAUCCCCCGGAGCGGAAGUGUCAUUUAAAGAGCUUGUGAAAGCGGCGGCAGCGGAGCAAACAUGAAGGUCACCUCUAUAGAGAGUCGGCGGCUACACCGGCUGAUCAGGAAGGAGUUCUCCCGGUGCCUGGUGCUGGACUGCCGCCCUUAUCUGCCCUUCAGCGCCUCCAGCGUGCGGGGAUCCCUCAACGUCAACCUGAAUUCCGUGCUGCUGCGCCGGGCCCGGGGGGGAGCCGCUCCGCUGCACUUCGUGGUGCCCGAGGAGGGGGCCCGCUGCCGGCUCCGGGACGGACAGGUUUCGGUGGUGGUGGUCCUGGAUGAGCGGAGCCAGAGGUGGCAGAAGCUGAAGAAAGAGAGCCCGGCUCAUAUCGUCCUCACCACCCUGAGCAACCUACCGGGGGCGCCCCGCAUCUGCUUCCUGAAGGGUGGAUUUGAAUCUUUUCGCACAGAAUACCCAGAAUGCUGUGUAGAUCAGAAGAGUUUAUCGCAGGAAGAAAACGACAUCACUCCAAACCACCUUUGCGAGAAGCUCUCCUCCUUCCACAAGCCAUCAUAUGAUCAGGGCAGUCCGGUUGAGAUCCUUCCAUUCCUCUAUCUUGGCAGCGCCUACCAUGCGUCUAAGUGUGAAUUCCUCUCUGGCCUUCGCAUUACCGCCUUACUCAAUGUCUCCAGGAAGAGCACUGGAUACAACAAAGACCAAUAUGACUACAAAUGGAUUCCUGUGGAAGACAAUCAUACCACAGAUAUCAGUAGCCACUUUCAAGAGGCUAUAGAUUUUAUAGAUACUGUGAGACACUCUGGAGGCAAAGUCCUAGUCCAUUGCGAGGCUGGCAUCUCUAGGUCGCCUACCAUAUGUAUGGCCUACCUCAUGAAGACCAAACUGUUCCGCCUGGAGGAGGCCUUUGAGUACAUCAAACAACGCCGCAGCCUUGUAUCGCCCAACUUCAGCUUUAUGGGCCAGCUCCUUCACUACGAGUCUGAAAUCUUCUCUUCCAAACCCAGUGGCCCCCUCAUGUCUUGCAAAAGGGACACGGUUUCCUUCUUCGCCGAGGACAUGAACAUUGGCCAGCACUUUGAGGGGUCUUGUUUCACUUUCCCCACUUCUGUCUUGACCCCUGUUCCUCUCAGGUCUCCUGUACACCAACUGAAACUCAGUCCAAUCACUGCGACUUCUUCCUGCUGACAUGUGCCCGUAGAGAUGGUGGACUAAACUGUGAAUACAGACUUUAAAACAAAGUGCAAUACAAUAGACGGUGUCACUAGUCUAUGGCACGCGAUGUGCCAACCUACGAGUUGCAUCCUAUGCUUUAAAGACUUUACGUUCGCUGUUCCAGAACUUGGAUUAAGUUUACAAACAUGGAUACGUCCUGUUGCAGUUACAUUUUCUCUCAGUAGAAGUUGUAUUUUGACUGUCCUCUCAUAAAAUUGAGGGUAUGGAAUUUUACCCUAUUAAUAGAGGAUUGUUCUAGCACAAACCCAUGCAGUGUACUCUAAUUUGAUAGGUCUGCGUAGCAAUAAGUUGUGUAGAAUCUGGGAUGUUUACGUUCAAUGUAGGGUGAGUGGUAGGUGAAAGACAACCUCAUACACUGCAACUGGUAGUGUAACUAUUGAGGUGUUACAGGUGUCCAGUGCUGGGUUCUUGCCGGCUUUGUGAAGUAGGUGGAGGACGAUGCCAUUCCUUUGCUCACAUCCUCCUUGGGGCACUUGCCCCAGAGUACCUGGAGUUAAAAAUGUCUGUCAAGGCCCAACACAAUCUCCCCUAAGAUGACUUGAUGAGAAAGAACUACUUAUUACAUUCGAAAACGUGUUGACAUUCCCUUGCUUGCACAAAGAUAUUGCAUAUUUAUAGAACUGAGCUGUACCAUUUGGCUAAAGGAGGCUGAAGAUAGCUGGUGGUAUUCCA
Rana temporaria (common frog) is the source of this 1908-nucleotide messenger RNA. RefSeq names its product dual specificity phosphatase 5 (gene DUSP5). The transcript has 4 exons. Gene Ontology annotation, molecular function: protein tyrosine/threonine phosphatase activity; MAP kinase tyrosine/serine/threonine phosphatase activity. Bases 67 to 1188 code for a protein of 373 amino acids. NCBI's taxonomy places the organism in Eukaryota, Metazoa, Chordata, Amphibia, Anura, Ranidae. The record is from RefSeq and is a predicted model, not a curated record. Gene Ontology annotation, cellular component: nucleus; cytoplasm. Gene Ontology annotation, biological process: protein dephosphorylation; endoderm formation; negative regulation of MAPK cascade.